AGUGGGUAGGUGUUCGUAGAUUUCACAACAUUUGGCCAUUCACUUGCCGGCAAUAAUCAGUUUUUGCUAUCACUGCUGUCAGCGAGAUAUAGGUACCUAUUCGCUUAUCAAUUACUUGCUCCAUCCCAGCGGAAAACUGCUCGGUUAAAUAGUUCGGUCGGCAUCUUCCAAGAUACAUUAUCUCCAGUAGGGCCCCAGAGUAACAUAAUUGUGCCGAAAAUGGACUCCGACACGCUUUCGACCAAGUAUCCGUACAUCACCAAGGAGUACCUGGAGGAUGUUCUGCGCAAAGACCAGUGCGAAAGUUCUAUCCGGGUGAAGGACUUCAGCGUGAAGCUCGCGUUAGGGAAAGGAGAAAACUACUCCAGUGAUAUUCUACGCGUGAAAGUCAAUUAUGUUACUGGUAGCAAUAACCACAGAACUCAGUCCUACAUCGUCAAAUCAUCGCUGGUCAGUGAAGGUAUGGCCGAUAUGUUGGAGGAGUACGACGUCUUUCAUCGGGAAAUUGCAGUUUACGAUAACGUAAUGCCUCGAGUUGAACAAAUGCUAACUUCCAUUGGCUACACGAAAAAGUUAGCCCCCACGGCACACGUGGUCAAUUCUAGCCACCCUAAACAUUUUGUCUUCGAAGAUCUGGGUUUGCAAGGCUUUAAAUCAGCUGAUCGGAAGCAAGGGCUCAGCUAUCGGCAGCUGGAGAUGGUUAUGGAGAAAAUCGCUAAAUUUCACGCGGCGACAGCUGUUAUGUUCAAUCAAGACGAAGAAACCAUGAAGGAUCACAAUUACCGGAACAUCAACGAAGAAGUGCAACAUUUCUAUCCUCUGUUUCAGAACAGUAUGGUUGCCUGCGCGGAGCAAGCUCAGAAAUGGCCCAGCACGGCUACGAAGAUUGCCAACAAGUUGUUUGAUCUAGAGAAAACUGUCAUCCCGAAAGGCUGCCAAGUCUACACCCGAGACAGUUCAACGUUCAAUGUUCUCAAUCACGGCGAUCUUUGGGUGAACAACGUGAUGUACAAGUUUGACUCCCGAGGUGAACCGAUCGAUAGCAUUCUGGUCGAUUACGCCGUUGGAUUCUUCGGAUCCCCAGCGAUCGAUCUGAGCUAUCUGUUGUUCACUUCGUCCUCGGAUGAUGUCACUACGGAGCAGUUCGAUCUGCUAAUACAGUAUUAUCACUCGGAGCUGGUUGACUGUCUGGCGAAGCUGAACUAUAGCAAACCGAUGCCGACACUACUGGAUAUUCAGGUGGAAAUGCUUCGCAAGGGGUUUGUUGGUAUUAUGUUCGUCACGUUUCUGAUUCCAUUGCGAUUAAUCGAGGAUACAGCAAACGCCGAUUUGGGCAACCUACUGGGUUCAACUCCGGAGGCCAUGGAGUUCCGACGCAAUAUGUUCAGUCAUCCGAAGUAUCAAGGACGAAUGGAAUAUUUGUUAAAUUAUUUUGAUCGAAAGGGAUACCUAGACUGAAGUAUUCUAGAAGCUCAAUAAACUGUGAUCUUUUCUGAGAUUUGUUAUGACACAAACGAUUUGUUUCUAUGUUUCUGGAAUAAAGCUAAAUUAUUGUGGUGACUGUCGCAUUUGUAUACGUA
Molecule: messenger RNA, 1580 nt
Organism: Aedes aegypti (yellow fever mosquito)
Lineage: Eukaryota; Metazoa; Arthropoda; Insecta; Diptera; Culicidae
Exons: 4
Coding region: 220-1458 (412 amino acids)
Source: RefSeq, a predicted model, not a curated record